Molecule: messenger RNA, 2397 nt
Organism: Alternaria arborescens
Lineage: Eukaryota; Fungi; Ascomycota; Dothideomycetes; Pleosporales; Pleosporaceae
Exons: 3
Coding region: 1-2397 (798 amino acids)
Biological process (GO): nuclear-transcribed mRNA catabolic process, nonsense-mediated decay
Cellular component (GO): telomerase holoenzyme complex
Molecular function (GO): telomeric repeat DNA binding; telomerase RNA binding; protein binding
Source: RefSeq, a predicted model, not a curated record
AUGGAUACUGGUGAAUUUGUACAAUCGAAGUUUGCUCAGGCGCUCAAAACUCAAAGCCCAGCCACCAGGGCCUACCCUUGUCCUUACCCAGGACACGAAGGCCGAAUUUUCCCGACCGCUGAACAGCUGUACGAUCACGGAAGGAUAGACCAUCGCAUCGAGUUUGAAGGCUUGACCUCAAGACAGGCACGAGACAAGUUUCGAGAGCUGAGUAUAAAGUUCAGAAGAUCGGAUUACUCUUCAGCUGCAACUGCAGGAGAUCGAUCGGCACCUGAUAUUGGGGGUCUUACUAUAGACUCAGGAAAGGGCUCGCGACAAAAUUCGCCACCAUCCGGUAAGAAACGACCGGCAGAGCAUGAGUUCACUAGCCCGAGAGGAAAGGGUCCUUCCCACGUGGAAGUAUUCGAUUCGGAAUAUUCAAGGCAGAUCCCUCAUACCGUUGUAUCGGAUCGAACACGGCCGAAACCACAAGAUGCACGCCUUUUCGACCCUAAGCAGAGCACUAAAGGUACCUCAUCCCCAUAUCAGACGACGCCCGAGCCUUCCAGCGAAUUUUCAGCAGAAGCUACGAAGAGUACUCAAUUCCAAUCACCAAAACAUCACUCACCUGCUCGGACUACCCAAAGAUCUAUACCUAAACCUCAGCAAGCUCAACGUCAACCAGGUCUCAUUGAGCUCCAGCGUUAUGAUCCUCGAUAUCCGGGUUUGUUAUUGCAGCCUGACAGUCGACCUAUCUCGCAAGAGCAGCUUGCAUCUGAAGUGAAAUCUAUCUACGCAGGAUUAACUAUGGUGGAAACCAAGUGUAUACAUGUGGAUCGCGCACAAGCUGUUGCUGUCCAAGAGAGUACUACCAAACUUGCGUCUGAUCAUUGGCAGGCCUUGAUCGCUCUUCACCGUACGCUCUUACAUGAGCAUCAUGAUUUUUUCUUGGCUAGUCAGCAUCCAUCAGCUUCACCCGCCCUUCGGCGUCUUGCGGCUAAAUAUUCCAUGCCGGCACGCAUGUGGAAACAUGGGAUCCAUUCUUUUUUGGAGUUACUUCGGAGGCGUCUUCCUGACAGUAUCGAUUACAUGCUGGCAUUCAUAUAUUUGGCGUAUCAGAUGAUGGCGCUGUUGUACGAAACAGUUCCGGCUUUCGAGGAUACGUGGAUCGAGUGCCUAGGGGAUCUAGGACGCUACCGGAUGGCUAUUGAGGAUGAGGAUGUCCGCGAUCGUGAGACUUGGGCGGGUGUCGCGCGCUCUUGGUACACGAAAGCCGCUGAUAAAAACCCUACUGUUGGCCGACUUUAUCAUCAUUUGGCUAUUCUGGCACGUCCAAAUGCCCUCCAACAGAUGUACUACUACUCUAGAUCCCUAACUUGCGUCAAGCCAUUCCAGAGCGCAAGAGAGUCUAUCUUGACUCUCCUGGAUCCCAUCAUUGGACGUGCAGCCGCAACUAUUACGCAUGCUCUUGCAAUCGAUACUAGCUUCAUCAAAGCGCACGGUCUUCAGUUUGAGAGGACCAGAACAGACGAAGACAAGGAUAAAGAUGAAGAAGCGCUUACAGUCGGCUUCCUGAGCGCAAAGACAGAGUUCAUUGAAAACCUAGACAAUCACAUUGGACGCGUAACAGCAAAGUGGAAGGAACAGGGCGUAUACAUCGCGGUGACCAACAUUGCCGGUUGGUUUGAAUACGGGCUCAACGACAAUUUUCUUCGCCAGGCGUUCCUGACUCAGAUCUACAAACAGGCGCAGGAAUCCCUCCCAAGCGCCGACGAGGACAAAAUUCGGACUGCGUCUCCAGCUGACCAACAAAAUCCGACCCAACCAUCCAUCAGCGAGCGAGAACUUCAUAAGGGACUGGCUGAACUACCCAACGAUGCGACGUUCAUUAACGCAAAACUCAUCACCAACGAGACAUUUGCGCUGGUGCUCCGCCGGAUCGGGGACAAGAACGUCCUUCCUCACGUACACAUCAUGCUCGCUUUCCUCGACUCAUUCGCUUCUAGUAUAUAUGUUUCUGGUCUGUUGGCUGACACUCCCUGGGCCGAGCUUGUUGCUUUUCUGAAUACGUUGGUCAAGACCGAAAACCAAAUUCAAACCCAGUCAAACAACCAGACACAGAAUAUUGAUACGGUACUCACUUCUGACAUGUUUCCUGGAGAAGGCGAGCGAGAAGACGAGCUGCCAUUACCGGAAGACUACCUCGUACGAGGCUUGAUUUGGGCGCAUGACUACUUCCCAAAGAACUGGUUUCGAAGAGAGCACGACGAGGAGGAGAGGUACCUAGAAUUGGCUAGUACGGUCAAAAACCGUAUGGAAAGAGUUUUGAGACUGGGUUUCCGACUUUCGAAGCGCAACAAAUGGAUCUCGUACGAUAAGAGCGCACGCACCUUUUCUGUUCUUGUUCCUCCUCAAUGA